Apis florea (little honeybee) is the source of this 2489-nucleotide messenger RNA. RefSeq lists its product as uncharacterized. NCBI's taxonomy places the organism in Eukaryota, Metazoa, Arthropoda, Insecta, Hymenoptera, Apidae. The record is from RefSeq and is a predicted model, not a curated record. Gene Ontology annotation, biological process: sensory perception of sound.
GGCCAACGAAACUGCAUGAGUAAGUGUCAGAGGCACUCAGUACAGUUACUGACGGCCCGUACCGUGAACGAUCGCCGUCGUCGACCGUUGUCAUCGUGUCGUCGUCGAAUAGAGUCGCGGUUUUACCAUGCGCUGCUCUUGAUAAACGUAUGCGAGAGAGAGAGAGAGAGAGAGAGAGAGAGAAGAAGAAGAAGAGAGACGCGUACGAAAAGAAACGGGAGAAAGCAGAGGAUCGGUUCGGUUGAUGACCAGGUGUAUCUCGUCGACGUAGUGACAGUGUCCUCGAAUGUGUAUAUGGACGAGGUCGCCACGAUGACCGUUCCACCGACACUGCCGGCCAAGACUCAGCCCCCGAGUCAGGUUGCCCGACAGACUGUGUCAAUCCGGACUGUUUCCAAUCCCCCCACAGCUCCUCUGAGCACAGGGGCCGGAGCAACGGUAUUCGUCGGUCUGGCCGCUCCUGGCGUCGAUUCCUCGGCAGCCUGCAGAAGAAGAAUCCCGGAAGUGCAAGCCGCGAACGGGUACGGUAGGCAGAGUGGCGUGAAGUCGGCGCAGAGCUCUCAGACGCAGCACCACGCGCAACAGCAGCAACAGCAACACCAUUACAACAAUCAUUAUCAACAGCAGCAGCAGGCGGCCCAUGUGGUGAAAAUCAAGAUCAAUCCCGAUGGUGAGAAGAACGGAAGGGUGAUAUCGACCGUACGAUUGACGCUGGACGAGACGGUGGUCGGGCACGAAGCCGAGAAGGAGAACGGGAUCGCGUGCGAACGUUCGAGCAAGCGUGACGGUGGUGUGGUCGUGAGUGCGACGAAUCUGGUGAACGAGCAGCGUUGUGGAAGUGGCGGUGUCGGUGACGGCUGUGUGAGGAUCAGUGUCGGCUCGAACGCCUUUGAACGCAACAACAACAAUCACGAUAAUAGUAAUUUGCACGAUCGGAAGCACGACAACACCGAGAAAGAUAUGGUGCUUCACCGCGAAACGUCCGUCGAACCUGUGAACGCCUCCUCCUCGCCCAACAAUCGUUCGACCGCCUGCUUCUAUUACAACUCGUAUCCCGGCCAAUUGAACGGGAUGGUGAUGUCCAGCGGCCAAUGCUCCCCCAGCGACACGCUGGACAGCGGCACCUGCAGCGAUCUGGACGGAACGCCGCCGCCUCUUCCCAAGAAGAAGAACGCCAGUACGGUUAUCCUGGCCACCGAUCAGCACAAUCGUACCGGCAGUUUGACCAGCAGCGGAGCGGAAGUGGACAGCGACGACAACGAGAGCAACAUCAGCUGCGAUUCGUUGAACGGUGGCGAGUUGACCGAGAGAAUAGCGAACGGAGGCAUUAACGGGAACGAGGCUGGCAGGCCAUCCUUGGAAUUUCCAGAACGCUCGGAGAAUUGCCGCCUGAAGAACGGGGUGGAUCGUGAGAAGUACAGGGAAACGGGCACCAUCUUGGCGCUGAACCGGCUCGACCUGUCCACCGAUCACGAGGAGAAUCGAAGCCACGAAUCGAGCGCGGCCGCCUCGAGCCCGGAGAUCGACUCGAGUUCUUGCUCGACCAGAGCCUCCCCCAGCGUGUCCCCCUCGCCGUCUGGGACUUCCUCGUUGUCGAAAGCCUCCUCCACUCCGAGGAUCAGGAGUCCGGUCCUGGCCACCGAGCAGAACGGCAGGCUAUCGUCCCCGGUCGUGAAGGAGUGCACUUACGAGGAGAGGAAGCAGGAGCAGGAGAGGUUGGAGCAAGAGUCGGGCGACGUGGACACAGGCGUCAACCCUUUGACCGGGAAGAAAUACGUGUACGAGUACGACAGGUUCUACAAGUUUCACAUAAACGAACUGAAGGGGAACAAAGACAGUGGUAGUAGGGGUGUGGUGUUAGGCGAUAAGGACACCGACGAGUGUUUCGCCGGUUACAAGAUCCUCGAGAAGGAAGCCAUACGCAGUGCCAAGGGAACUGUGCGCGGUGUCAAAAACAGGGUUCGCGCUGGGAUCGCGACGUUCCUUCAGAAACCCUCUUCUCAGGCGUACAUAAAGAAGGAAUUGGGUAAAGUGGUAGUGUACACGACGACUUCUGGUAUCGUGAGGAAAACGUUUUACAAUUGCAAGAAGGUGAAGCAAAUCCUGAGGACGCACAUGGUCAAAUACGACGAGUUGGAUUUGUUUGGGGACGCUGAGCUGCAAACAGAGCUGAGAGAUCGCUUGGGCUCCACGGUGAUACAGUUGCCCCAGCUUUUCAUCGAUGGCCAACAUAUCGGGGGAUUCGACACCGUGGAACGACUCAACGAAUCUGGAGAGCUGAGAGAGAUGCUCAAGCCGUACCAGAGCGAGGACGCCUGCACAGUCUGCCUGUUCUGCGGAGGUUACCAGUGGCAGCUGUGUCCUGUUUGCAACGGAAGCAAGAGAUCCGUUCACCGCAACGACUUCACCGCGGAAUUCGUCGCCUUGAAAUGCGCGAAAUGCGACGUGAACGGUCUCAUUCGAUGUCCCCAUUGUUGAAGUAAAAAAAA